CUCUCUCUCUCUGCUCUUCUUGCGCCCGCGGCUCAUCGGCCUCCGCUGCGUUGGUGAUUCAAUUUGCGCAUCUCUCGCUCGCGUCUCUCUCUCUCUCUUCCCAAAACCGCGCGGCACCGCAAACGCGCGGCGCGCAUGCGGCGAGCUGCACAAUCCCAACUCGUAAAGCCACCCACCACCACCACCACCACCUAACCACCGUCACAGCCCAGCCACCCCCCACCCCCCUAUAUUACCCCCCCCCCCCACCCGUGACAUAGUUCACCGAGAGAGAAGUCGUUACGAGAAGACAGCUUGGGCUUGCUUGGCUGUGAUGAGGCUUGCGCUGAGAAGUGCAUCCUGAUUUGUCGUGGGAUGGGCUGAGCAUCGGCGCUCCGGGAUACUGCUCGGUGCCGGCAACAUCAUCAGCAGCAGCUAACGGGCAGACCACGGACUGUUCGUCAUCCCUGGCGACCCUGGUUGCCCCAUACCUGUUGGAUUCGCAGUGGAUUUGGAUAUCCCGCACUGGAGCCAGUUGAAGUAUGGUCAAACAACCUCCACAAGCGACUCUGCGUGCUGAUGCCAUCACCCAGCAGUCGAUUGAAACAACAAGGGACUGAACAACGGAAAACGAUUUUGGCUGCCGCCUUUGCCCUGUGCCUUUUCGGCACGUACGCUGAUGCCAGAAAACAGAAAUGUAUGGCAAUAACACCACCUUUAACAACGAUGAUACAUCCAGCCAAGCCGAGAAGUACAUCCUUGCCGGCAUCUUCUCCAUCAUCAUCGCUGUGACCAUUCUGGGCAACCUGCUGGUGGUGGUUGCUGUGUGCAAGGAUAGACACCUCCGAAAAAUCAAGACCAACUACUUCAUUGUGUCACUGGCAGUGGCAGACCUUCUGGUGGCUAUUCUUGUGAUGCCCUUUGGGGCUGUGGAGAGGGUGCAGAACGACUGGCCCUAUGGCGACAAAUUCUGCAUAAUUCGCACCUCCUUUGACGUCAUGUUUACCACUGCCUCCAUCAUGCACCUCUGCUGCAUCGCGUUGGACAGGUUCUACGCCAUUUGCUGCAAGCCCCUGGUCUACCAAAAUAAAAUGACGCCGCUGAGAGUGGGGCUGAUGCUGGGGGCGUGUUGGGUCGUCCCUUCCCUCAUCUCGUUCAUCCCCAUAGCCAACGGCUGGAACAUCAUCGGCAUAGAACAACAGCUUGAGCUCCGGCUAGGUCAGGCGAAGGAGGCGAACCAGACGCACUGCAUCUUCAUGGUGAACAAGGUGUACGCGGUGGCCUGCUCUCUCGUUGCCUUCUACAUCCCCCUGGGGCUCAUGGCGGCCGCGUACCAGCGCAUCUACGUGACGGCCCGCGCCCACGCGCGCCAGAUCGGCUCGCUGCAGCGCGCCGUCUCGAAGGACACCACGGGUGACGAAGUGACAAUGGUGACCUCGGGCGCCGCGUCGCCACUGAGGGCCCAGCAUCUGGUGCCGGUGGCCCAGGCCACGAUGGUGCAAACGCAGUCGACGCGCUUCCGUCACGAGACGAAGGCGGCCAAGACUCUGGCGAUCAUCAUGGGCUGCUUCUGCCUGUGCUGGGCGCCGUUCUUCAUCAACAAUGUGAUCGACCCGUUCGUGAACUAUGACACGCCGCCACAGCUGUGGGACGCGUGGCUGUGGUUGGGCUAUGCCAACUCGGCGCUCAAUCCACUCCUCUACGCGUUCCUCAACCGCUCGUUCCGCCGCGCUUUCCUCGCCAUCCUGUGCUGCUGGGACGCGGCUCGUUACCGCCGCUCGUCCUUCAGCGGCCACUCCGUGCGCUACUCCGUCAGCACCAACGGCAGCACUGUCCAGCCGGUGCCCAGCGCGCGCGUGCGAGCUCGCGCACGCCUUACCAGCCGCCCGCGGACUCGGGCAGCGGCGUGCCCCGCUGUCUCCAAACUGGUGACACAUUUCUGUGGGGCGCCCAGUCCAGUCUAACCCGCUGCUAAAGCUUCUGGGCACCUGCCCUGCACUAUAUUCUACAUUGACGAACGCUGGUGUACGGCAAAAUGGCCACAACAGAAGAUUCAGCCUCUCCAACAAAACAAAUGGGACUGAAGAGAGGGAAUCAUGUUUAUAACAAAAACUGAACAUCGAUUUGAUGUCCAAGAACAUUGAUGUCUUUUGAGGUCGAAGAUGAAGACAAUACACGUUAUUGUACACGUUUAUAGUGCAUGCACUACUUAAUGGAUGUAAAGGUACAUGUUUAUAAAGUUUAUAGAACUUUAAACGCAAAAAGCUAUUUUUUUCAUCCAGUAAAACGUUCGUAGAUAUUCCACCUGAAAAAGCUAACAAUUCACAUGUAAAUAGUUUGUUUGGAUACAUGUACUUACCAAUAACUCACAUUUAAAUUCGGCAAUCACAAAUUCAGAAUUAUUUGAUUAAAAUGGUAAUUUACUUACUUAUUAAAAUACUUGUCACCAUGUGACUAAUCUAUUUAAACAGCCACUGAGGCCCGAUGCCGUCUCAAUUGGCAGUGUUUGCAGUAUGAUGUUUGUAGGACUUUUAACUUAAUUUAUAUAUUAAGAUCUUUCCUUCCAGGCAUGGAUAGGCUGCUAGACAAUGUGUUGAUAUCAGUUGAGCUGAGGUUGUAUUUGUGAAAGCACUGUAUACAUUGAUAUGGCUCUCGUAUGCCUUUCAUCUGUGCGAGUAAGUGGAGAAUGUAAAGAGCACAUUUUCUUACACUUUGUAAAGAAUAUUUAAACGCUUUUAAUGGCCAUCCCGUUGCGUGAAAAGCUGAAUGCUAAAACAUUAAUCCGUUCAGCCUUGUUUCCAUUACUUGGGUUUUAUUUUUUUACCAGCUGUGUAUUAUCGUUUGUCUUAAAUUCCUAAAGAUAGUCACAAAAUAUUGCUCCCCCAAAUAUAUAAAGCAGGAUGCUUUUAGUUGUCACAUUUGUCCAGGUUACAGUAUUAACAUCUUGUAAAUGUAAGUUUUCCAGCAUCAUACAUGAAUGUAAGUGGUUAUUUAUCAGUACAUCAAUGUAUUAAAGAUGUCUUACAGCCAAAUAAUGUAAUUGAUCAAUCAAAAUCUGUAGUUCUUAGCAGUGUUUUAUUUAAAUUUAUUCGUAAAUAAUGCAUCCAGCACUUUGUUAUUUUGUUAUAUUUCCACAAUGUGUUUUUUUUUACAAGUUUUAUGAAUGUUAACUCAUAGGGUCUAUCGUGAAAACAUACUAUUUAAAACAUGUUUAAAGGGUUGUUAAUAUUAUGAAAAUUAAACGCUUAAACAUCAUGCACAUGUUCUGUGCACACAUAACCGGGAAACCAAAAACCGGCCUGAGCAUUUACCCAGCACACCAUGUGGAAUCGUGUUUAGUCUCGUUGAUAAUGCUGCAAGUUUGCAUUAUAGCACAUACGCUCAAAAUGCCCUUUUUGUGCACUCUUGCAUUUCACUUUAUACCAGAGGUGCCCAACCAAAAUUCCUGGUAAUGAUGUAUCGGGAGUGUGGGGGUUGUGGCGCUUUUGAGGUUGGGAUUUCGUGGCAUUGAAAGGGUCUUGGGGGCAAGAAGGUGAACAGUGGUGCAUGACUUAACUUUUGCAAAAUUGGGCUUCAAGGCAUAAGCAUUAGCGUCGGUGGUGUUAACAUUUUCAAGGCAUGUUUUGAAGGCUAUACCAAAGCUUGCCACCCAUUGUGCGAUUAAGCAUGUAAAAUACAUUUUCUUUGCAGAUCGCGACAAGCUAAUGCUAACAUUUCACGAGCCGAGUGACAUUGUGGGGAUUUUUGUGUAUGCUUUCCAGUCUGGAUAAGGGAUUUUGAUGGUCCAUACCCCAUAAGGCGUGGGUGGGCACUCGUACUUUAUACAAAUGUACAUUUUGUAAUUGGUGCAAACCAAAGAAAGUUGACCAUUACUGUACUUGUUUAGUUUGGGGACUUUUUGUAAAAAAGUGAUUGUACAGAACGGAUUAAGUUUUUCACUCCUUUGUACAUAUUCUGUGUAAGCAAAUAAAAUCUAUAAUGGA
Molecule: messenger RNA, 3962 nt
Organism: Lethenteron reissneri (Far Eastern brook lamprey)
Lineage: Eukaryota; Metazoa; Chordata; Hyperoartia; Petromyzontiformes; Petromyzontidae
Gene: HTR4
Product: 5-hydroxytryptamine receptor 4
Biological process (GO): positive regulation of MAPK cascade; chemical synaptic transmission; regulation of appetite
Cellular component (GO): plasma membrane
Molecular function (GO): G protein-coupled serotonin receptor activity
Source: RefSeq, a predicted model, not a curated record